This is a messenger RNA of Exophiala mesophila, 906 nucleotides long. RefSeq lists its product as uncharacterized. Gene Ontology annotation, molecular function: oxidoreductase activity, acting on the CH-OH group of donors, NAD or NADP as acceptor. Bases 1 to 906 code for a protein of 301 amino acids. The transcript is spliced from 2 exons. The record is from RefSeq and is a predicted model, not a curated record. NCBI's taxonomy places the organism in Eukaryota, Fungi, Ascomycota, Eurotiomycetes, Chaetothyriales, Herpotrichiellaceae.
AUGGCCCCUGACCCACGGCUUGUCAAUGUCUCCCAAUUUAUACAAAAAACUCAUACAUCAGUACCUCACCAACUGAAUCCGUCCCAUACUACUUUGCCGCCUGGGUUUACGGUAUGCAUCAUUGGAGCAUCUGCCGGCAUCGGCGAGCAUAUUGCGUAUGCCUACGCAAAAGCCGGUGCAAGCAACAUCAUCAUUGCCUCUCGCACAUUGACUGAUCUCCAAACAGUGUCUGACAGGCUCAAACACAUCAACCCAACCUUGACUGUAGAUAUCCACGAGUGCGAAAUCUCUCUGGCCAAAUCCGUGGAAUCGUUGGCACAGUUCAUCUCCACGAAGCACGGCAGGCUCGAUGUCUUGAUUCCAAAUGCCGCAUAUGCUGGUCCCGUCACCACCAAGAUGGACCAGGGAAACCCCGAGUGGGUGCAGCAGGCUUUUGAUGUCAAUGCCAUGGGCACUUACCUGGCAGCGCACUAUUUUGUGCCGUUGCUUCUUCGUUCGCCAGGCGGGGCCAAGGCAUUUAUUGCUAUUGGGUCAUUUGCUGGGUGUAUCAGGCGUGGUAGCAUUGCAAAUACUGGAUACACGGUGAGCAAGAUGGCCCAAAUCCGACUGGUCGAGUAUCUCUACGAGCAGUAUUCCGAGGAAGGGUUGUUCGCAGUGGCCUGUCAUCCAGGAGCUGUUAGAACUAAGAUGGCUGAGGGCAAUACUCCGGAAGACUUUCUCCCAUACCUUGUUGAUGAUGUUGACUUGUGCGGCGCUGUCUGCGUCUGGCUGAGUGCUCGACUCGAUACCAUCCAAUGGUUGUCCGGCAGACUUAUAUCCGCCAAAUGGGACACGGAAGAACUCCUUUCCAGACAGCAAGAGAUUGUUUCCAAGGACCUGUUGAAGUUUUCUCUGGUGACAGAAUAA